GGCAGUUGGCACGUCUUGGCAGUCGCCGUCUGCCCGCAGCCGUAAGUUUACACGUUCGAGGUCGUUACUCGUUAUGUCUUCCGCGUAUAUUACUCCUAUUAUUUAUUCGAAUAAUUAUAUCAUUUGCAUGUAUCAAUAGACUAUAUAAGUAACUCGUAAUUAAUAACCAAUUUUUAUGAUACAAUUACGUUAACUUAAAAAAAUAAUCAGAACUGUUUCGCAUUUACGAUCAUAUUAUUAUUUUACCAAUUAAUGUUAUCGAAACUACUUAUGUCUCUAUAUCCGAUUGUAUUAAAUAUAAUUACUCACCGUAUUCUAAUCCAGUAGGUUGUCGUUUGAAGUGCGGUAAAUAGGAGGCACUUGCUUAAAGUUAAUGUAGUCUAGUCUUAAUUCUUCAAUCAUUCACAACCACAGUACCAUAACUGUCACAGUCGUAUGAAUUAGUCAUGGGGUUUUUGAAUUUCAUUGGUCUCAUUGUGGUAUUAAAGUUCUUAGUGUAUUUUGUGUUGUUCUUUACCAGCGAUACCGACCUAGAACUCUGGUUUUAUGACAAAUUCAAGAGAAAUCUCGAUUCAUUUAAAGGCAAGGUAGUUUGGAUUACUGGUGCUUCUAGUGGAAUUGGUGAACAUAUUGCAUUGAACCUUUCUAAGUAUGGUACCAAACUUGUUUUGUCUGCUAGAAAUAAAGACAAAUUAUAUCAAGUUAAAAACCGUUGUAUUGACCUCAGUGAAGGAAAGCUAACUGCAAAUGAUAUACUUGUAUUACCGAUGGAUGUCACUCAUAUAUCUAAACACAAUUCAUUGUUUGAUACCGUUAUUAACCAUUUUGGCAAACUUGAUAUUCUUAUAAACAAUGCGGGUCGUUCACAACGAGCUAUUUGGGAAGAUAUUGAACUUGGAGUCGAUCAAGAAUUAUUCGAUUUAAAUGUAUUUUCUGUUAUAAAUCUAUCAAGAAUUGUUGUGAGAUAUUUUAAUCAAGUUGGACAUGGUCAAUUAGUUGCCACUUCUAGCAUUGCAGGAAUUAUACCUGCUCCAUUUUCUGCAUCUUAUGAUGCAACUAAACAUGCCCUUCAUGGCUAUCUUGGAGCUUUACGUCUAGAAAAAUUACACACUAAUAUUCACAUUACUCUAUUAUGUCCGGGACCUGUUUUUACCAAUUUUCUUAAAGAAAGCUUCACAGGCCGACCAGGAGAAAAAUAUGGAUUAACACAUUCGCCAACUGAUAACAGAAUGAGUGCUGAAAGAUGUGCACAUUUGUCAUGUGUGGCAAUAGCUAAUAAACUAAAAGAAUCAUGGAUGGCAAAGUUUCCAUUUAUUCUAAUUCUAUAUUUUUCGAUAUACUGUCCUGUAAUAGCAUACAAAUUCUAUGAACUUAUUGGCUACAAAACCAUUAAUAAAUUGCGAGACAAUCAAUAAGUACAAUAUGAAAACUUGAAGAUAUCAACGUAAUUUAUUUGAAUUAGUAUUUAAUUUAAUUAUAUUUUUUACAACAAAUUUAAAUAUAAAUAUAUUUUUAUGUUUCAAUAA
This is a messenger RNA of Aphis gossypii (cotton aphid), 1526 nucleotides long. RefSeq names its product dehydrogenase/reductase SDR family member 7. NCBI's taxonomy places the organism in Eukaryota, Metazoa, Arthropoda, Insecta, Hemiptera, Aphididae. The coding region runs from base 447 to 1415 and encodes 322 amino acids. The transcript is spliced from 7 exons. The record is from RefSeq and is a predicted model, not a curated record.